CUUGAGGAGUUCCUUGCUCUGAGAGAGAACAUCACUGUUGCUAGGGGGCUGCGGAGCCCGGGCAGCUCCUUCCGCACGCCGACCCCUGCCUCCCGUGGCAACCGCUGUAGCUGUGGCGCAGAGCCUCGCCCACUGCCAUCCCCACCCUCUCCAUCCUUAGCCAUUAAACAACGCCGACUCCAGGCACGUUCUAGCAGGACUCGGGCACAGAAGAGGAGAGCGAUCCAUCGGAAGCGCAGGAGGACCUGCCAGACGACAUGCGGCCGCCCGGAGCCGCCCGGGCGCCCGAGGUCUGAGACUGCCAGCCAGGACUGGUCAUUGUAAGCGCCACAGGGACCCGCUGGCGCUGCCGUCCCUCCCGGGUCCCUGGUCGCGCCACGAUGGGGCACCUGCCUAGGGGAACGCUCGGGGGCCGCCGCCUGCUACCUCUGCUCGGGCUCUUUGUGCUGCUCAAGAUUGUUACGACGUUCCACGUGGCUGUGCAAGACGACAACAAUAUCAUUGUGUCUUUAGAAGCUUCUGAUAUAGUCAGCCCAGCAUCGGUGUAUGUUGUGAGGGUAGCUGGCGAAUCCAAAAACUAUUUCUUUGAAUUUGAGGAAUUCAACAGCACUUUGCCUCCUCCUGUGGUCUUUAAGGCCACGUAUCACGGUCUUUAUUACAUAAUCACUCUGGUGGUAGUCAAUGGGAAUGUGGUCACCAAACCAUCCAGAUCAAUCACCGUGUUGACAAAACCCUUGCCUGUAACCAGUGUGUCUAUCUAUGACUAUAAACCUUCUCCUGAGACAGGAGUCCUGUUUGAAAUCCAUUAUCCAGAAAAAUACAAUGUAUUCAGCAGAGUGAACAUCAGCUACUGGGAAGGGAGAGACUUCAGGACGAUGCUGUACAAAGAUUUCUUUAAGGGGAAGACGGUGUUUAAUCACUGGCUACCAGGAAUAUGUUACAGUAACAUCACUUUCCAGCUGGUAUCAGAGGCAACUUUUAAUAAAAGUACCCUCGUGGAGUACAGUGGUGUGAGCCAUGAACCCAAACAACACAGAACAGCACCAUUUCCACCUCGAAACAUCUCUGUUCGCUUUGUCAACUUGAACAAGAACAACUGGGAGGAGCCAAGCGGGAGCUUCCCCGAGGACUCCUUCAUCAAACCACAAGAUUCAACCGGAAGAGACAGACUCUUCCAUUUCCCCCAAGAAACUCCGGAGACUCCCCCCAGCAAUGUAUCCUCCGGUUGGCCAGACCCGAAUAGCACCGACUAUGAAAGCACAUCUCAGCCCUUCUGGUGGGACAGUGCAUCCGCGGCCCCUGAAAACGAGGAGGACUUUGUCAGUGUGCUGCCAGCAGACUAUGACACCGAGGCCACACUCGGCAGGACGGAGAAGCCCACAGCCGACCCUUUCUCUGCCUUCCCUGUGCAGAUGACUCUGAGCUGGUUACCACCAAAACCGCCCACAGCCUUCGAUGGCUUCAAUAUCCUCAUAGAGAGGGAAGAGAACUUUACCGAUUAUUUGACAGUAGAUGAAGAAGCCCAUGAAUUCGUUGCAGAACUGAAGGAGCCUGGGAAAUACAAACUCUCAGUGACGACCUUUAGUUCCUCGGGGGCCUGUGAGAUUCGGAAAAGCCAGUCAGCAAAAUCGCUCAGCUUCUACAUCAGCCCCACAGGCGAAUGGAUUGAAGAACUGACCGAGAAACCUCAACAUGUGAGUGUCCACAUCUUAAGCUCAACAACGGCCUUGAUGUCGUGGACGUCUUCCCAGGAGAACUACAACAGCACCAUUGUGUCCGUGGUGUCCUUGACCUGCCAGAAACAGAAGGAGAGCCAGCGGCUGGAGAAGAAGUAUUGUACCCAGGUGAACUCAAGCAAACCCGUCAUUGAGAACCUGGUUCCCGGUGCCCAGUACCAGGUUGUGAUGUACUUAAGAAAAGGCCCUUUGAUUGGGCCACCUUCUGAUCCUGUGACAUUUGCAAUUGUUCCCACUGGGAUCAAGGAUUUAAUGCUCUACCCCUUGGGUCCCACGGCUGUAGUGCUGAGCUGGACCCGACCUAUCCUGGGAGUCUUCAGAAAAUACGUAGUUGAAAUGUUUUACUUCAACCCCACGACCAUGACCUCAGAGUGGACAACCUACUAUGAGAUAGCAGCGACUGUCUCCCUGACGGCAUCCGUGAGAAUAGCAAACCUAUUGCCAGCGUGGUACUACAACUUCCGAGUAACCAUGGUGACAUGGGGAGAUCCAGAAUUGAGCUGCUGUGAUAGUUCCACCAUCAGCUUCAUAACAGCCCCUGUGGCUCCAGAAAUCACGUCUGUGGAGUACUUCAACAGCCUGCUGUACAUCAGCUGGACCUACGGGGGUGCCACCACUGACCUGUCCCAUUCUAGAAUGCUGCACUGGAUGGUCGUUGCAGAAGGGAGGAAGAAAAUUAAAAAGAGCGUGACACGCAAUGUCAUGACGGCCAUCCUUAGCCUGCCUCCAGGAGAUAUCUACAAUCUGUCUGUCACGGCCUGCACUGAGAGAGGGAGUAACACCUCCUUGCUCCGCCUUGUCAAGCUAGAACCAGCCCCUCCCAAGUCACUCUUCGCAGUGAACAAAACACAGACAUCGGUGACCCUGCUGUGGGUUGAAGAGGGUGUAGCUGAUUUCUUUGAAGUCCUCUGUCAGCAGCUCGGCUCUGGCCACGAUGGCAAACUCCAGGAGCCAGUAGCUGUGUCCUCCCACGUGGUGACCAUCUCCAGCCUCCUCCCAGCCACUGCUUACAACUGCAGUGUCACCAGCUUCAGCCACGACAGUCCCAGUGUCCCUACAUUCAUAGCUGUCUCCACAAUGGUUACAGAGGUGAACCCUAACGUGGUGGUAAUCUCAGUGCUGGCCAUCCUUAGCACACUUUUAAUUGGACUGCUAUUAGUGACCCUUGUCAUUCUCAGAAAGAAGCACCUGCAGAUGGCUAGGGAGUGUGGAGCUGGCACGUUUGUCAAUUUUGCAUCCUUAGAGAGAGAAGGGAAACUUCCCUACAGCUGGAGUAAAAAUGGCUUAAAGAAGAGGAAACUGACCAACCCUGUUCAGCUGGAUGACUUUGAUUCUUACAUCAAGGAUAUGGCCAAGGACUCGGACUAUAAAUUCUCUCUUCAGUUUGAGGAGUUGAAGUUGAUUGGACUGGAUAUCCCUCACUUUGCUGCAGAUCUGCCGCUGAACCGAUGUAAAAACCGCUACACAAAUAUCCUACCAUAUGACUUCAGCCGGGUGAGGCUAGUCUCCAUGAACGAAGAAGAAGGUGCAGACUACAUUAACGCCAACUAUAUUCCUGGAUACAACUCACCUCAGGAGUACAUUGCCACCCAGGGUCCACUGCCGGAAACCAGAAAUGACUUCUGGAAGAUGGUCCUACAACAGAAGUCCCAUAUCAUCGUCAUGCUCACUCAGUGCAAUGAGAAAAGAAGGGUAAAAUGUGACCACUAUUGGCCAUUCACAGAAGAACCCAUGGCUUAUGGGGACAUCACCGUGGAGAUGGUUUCUGAGGAAGAGGAGGAAGACUGGGCCAGUAGGCACUUCCGGAUCAACUAUGCGGACGAGGCGCAGGACGUGAUGCAUUUUAACUACACAGCCUGGCCCGAUCACGGCGUGCCUCCAGCAGACGCCGCCGAGAGCAUCCUGCAGUUUGUGUUCACGGUCCGACAGCAAGCCGCCAAGAGCAAAGGGCCCAUGAUCAUCCACUGCAGUGCGGGUGUGGGACGGACAGGAACCUUCAUUGCCCUGGACAGGCUCCUGCAACACAUUCGAGAUCAUGAAUUUGUGGACAUCUUGGGGCUGGUGUCAGAGAUGCGCUCAUACCGCAUGUCAAUGGUACAGACAGAGGAGCAGUACAUUUUUAUCCAUCAGUGUGUGCAGCUGAUGUGGCUGAGGAAGAAGCAACAGUUCUGCAUCAGUGACGUCAUCUACGAGAAUGUCAGCAAGUCCUAGUUCAGAAUCUGGAGCGGUGAGGACAUGAUAGCUGUGCAUCCUCCCUUGCUUCCAGAGUUUUUAUAGGGGUUUUUAGUCACUUUGAUAAAUCGAGUCCCUGCUGUGCAGUAUGUGGACAAGGAGGGGAUUUACCUCCUAGAACCGAGAAGACUUAGCCUUAAGGAGCCUACAGUAUCAUUUGGAGUCUUUUCACUUCUAGAUGUUUGAUGGACCAAAUUCACUAGGAUUCCAGAAAGGUCACCAUGCUCCUCGAGUGACAGGAAUCGCAGUACUUCCUGAUGGCUCAGUUGGCUCUUUGCUGCUCGGGCUGGGUUGAUUUUUUUUUUUUUUUUAAGUGCAAUAAUUUCUGUAUAAUUGUGAUUUUUACAUUCACAAUUCAGAAUGCUGAAUUGUUAUCUGCCCACACCAUCGAUCAGUGCCACAGCCUUGGAAAGAUCCAACAUCAUUGCGGAGUUUUAUCUCAUCCCUGAAAAGGCAUGGCUACACAGGAAGACGUGGUGAUGAAUCGCCUUCAAAGAAACUGAGCGAGUGUGCCCCUCGCUCCAGCCUUGAAGCUACGGGUCACGAGUGGGUGGGCAGAGAGGGACAAGAGCGGCUCUACUCACCCAUCAGCCAGCUUAUCUUCUCCUAUUUCAGAUAUGAAAGCCUGUGUUUCAAAGUAGAGUAGGAAAAACAUUACGUGUCUGACUUGUCAUAGUGGGUUUCUUCCUUGUUGACAGUUGGGAAUUUCUUCUGUGGCUCUUUUGAACUAUUGUCACAGUCCUUUUUGAACAGCCAGAGCUGAUUCAACAGUUUUGACUCUGACUCUAAACUCUGAGCUAUCUUGGUGCCUAGCCUUCACGUUUAUUUUUCUCUCUGUCCACCUGUGUACACAAAAAAACAGUUUCUCCAAGAGCUAUAGGCUGUAAAAAUGCACUUUCUUUCCCCACCCAGAGGAGCUUGGAAUUCCGAAGUCAUGACAACAAUGACCUCAGCAUGUAAGGACAGUUAUUGGACACCAUCCCUUAAGAAUACUGUUGAGUGUCUCUGUGGAUUCCGACAGGAGGUUCUCUGGGUCUUCUUUGCAUUUCUGUUGUCAGAGUCAUUUUAACCUGUGUAGCUAGUGGCAUUAUAUUCUUUGGAUUUUGUAUGAUUAAAGUACAUGAUUGUGUGUUGUGACCAUGAAAGUUGUUGAAAUGAACAUCAAUGCUGUUGUGGGAACCUGUUAUUUUGUACUACUUUCUAAGGUCAGAGGAGGUGAUGGUCUAGACUAGUGGUUCUCUCCUCUGG
Mus pahari (shrew mouse) is the source of this 5216-nucleotide messenger RNA. RefSeq names its product protein tyrosine phosphatase receptor type O (gene Ptpro). Gene Ontology annotation, biological process: peptidyl-tyrosine dephosphorylation involved in inactivation of protein kinase activity; axon guidance; negative regulation of canonical Wnt signaling pathway. The transcript is spliced from 26 exons. Gene Ontology annotation, molecular function: cadherin binding; protein tyrosine phosphatase activity; Wnt-protein binding. Gene Ontology annotation, cellular component: plasma membrane; GABA-ergic synapse; glutamatergic synapse. Bases 381 to 3947 code for a protein of 1188 amino acids. The record is from RefSeq and is a predicted model, not a curated record. NCBI's taxonomy places the organism in Eukaryota, Metazoa, Chordata, Mammalia, Rodentia, Muridae.